Penicillium canescens is the source of this 2397-nucleotide messenger RNA. RefSeq lists its product as uncharacterized. The transcript is spliced from 2 exons. The record is from RefSeq and is a predicted model, not a curated record. NCBI's taxonomy places the organism in Eukaryota, Fungi, Ascomycota, Eurotiomycetes, Eurotiales, Aspergillaceae. The coding region runs from base 1 to 2397 and encodes 798 amino acids.
AUGAAAUAUUCUGUACCAAUUUUGUUGGCGCUGAGGAGCCAACACACCGAGGUUAACUGCAAGUGGACCAGCCAAGCAAUCCAUUGCAGAUCAAAACCUCUCAAUCGAAGCAAAAAGCCAGUUCUCUCUGAGAAUCCCCAGAACCGUUCAAACAAAGGACCAGCAAAGCCACGACCAGGCAAAAAAGUGAUAUCGAAAGCCAAGUCCCAAUCUCGUGCUGCCCAGGACAUCAAGACAUCAGGGCCUACUUUGUCCACCACUGAUACAGGAUUUGCACAGUUUCUACAGAAGCACACUUCACCUAAGCAUCAGCGAGUUACAGCUGGAGGGAAAAUCGUGCCAAUGGAACUGCCGAAUCCCCGUCUGGAGGGCAUUUCACCUGUGCUUAUGGUCGUGAUGGAUGAUGACCCUUCGGUUGUUGGGCGUGUCUUCCUCGGUGAUAAAGCGGUGGCCGGUCGACAGGCAGAUGGGUCUGGAGAUGACCGAAGGAACUCCUUCUCUUCGGAUGAGGAUACUCUCCGUAUAUAUGGCGAGACAUCUAGGUCGAUUUCGCGUUUGUACCCCGCUGACCCUCUCUAUCUGGAUCUACGUGUUCCUCCUCGGCGUACUCACAGUCCUAUCACAGACGACGUGCCGCUUCAGCAGGUUCCACGGACCCCACUGUUUGUGCCAGAUCCAAAUCAGCCCUCUUUCAUUCAGUUGGGUUUCAGCCUUGGCUCACGGUCCCGAUUUGAGUGGUAUGCCGAUGACCGUGCUGAGAGAUGGCUCUCGUGGGCUUAUGAAAUCCAGGAAGAGGAGUUUGUGAUGCAAGCAUUUGUGCUCAGAAUGAGGAGCCUAGACAAUUGGCCGGGGGUUGAUUUCUAUCGUCGGUAUAUCCGGUGUGCAUGGAUCUGUGGCCCUGUGGAUACCGAAGAGGCCGAAGUACGACUGCGACACAAACUGAGCGUGCAUGAAAAAUGGCUGGCCGACGUUAACGAGGCUAUAGCUUUAGACCCUUGGUCCAGGCCCGACGGGAGAUCGCUGCACCACCGUAUUUACAACACCAACGAGCGUGCGAGGAUUUUGGCCGCUCUCGAAGAGCUUGAAGGAAUCAGGGACAUCCAGGCCGAUAUGAAUCUUGGUGAGCAUUCAAUCUCCGGAACCAACACCAGCACUUUUCGGGAAAGCACCAUGGAACCAGCCGUUCAGGAUGGCAGCCAUGCACCAGCCGAUAGCCCGGAUGAUGGGGUCUCCAACGAUGGACCAAAUGAUAUCUCAUUCGUGAGCCAUGCAAGAGUUACUGGACCAAUCACCAUCAUAGAUCCUCACACUUGCCGUCCCAUUGACCUGCAGGGACUACAGCAGAAAGCGAAAAAGAGAGACGCCAGCGGACAUGGCCAUGCCAAUGGAGGUGGCGCGCAUCUUGGCCAAAGAAAGGGCUUGGCUGAGGUGAACUCAGAGAUGGUCAGCUAUGAUAGUAUUGGUGAGACGACCGGUACGCCGAUUCCGGUUGGGAGUAUGGACCGGUCUCUUGAUAUCGGCCAAUCCUCCGGUCAGGCUGUCAAAGAAUUGACUGAGAGUGAUAACGGCACGUUCCUGGCUGAAAAUAAUCAGCUCACAUCGUGGAUCCCGCAAGAGAUAUUGACAGACUCUCGUCCGGUGAGAAAAAGGGUAUCCAGUAAGACUGUGCCCAGGAAUUUCGGCCGCCAUCGCUACGGCCCGGGAUUGCAGACUAUCACGGAGAUCGAACAGGAGUUCUUUUCUCCAGAUGAAAACGAGGUUGUUGCUGUUAUCGUCGGGAGUCGUACUGUUUCAAGCCCUGUGAUGAGAAGGCAAACGUCUCCGGCCAAACCGUGGCAUUUGCGCGAUACUAACUAUGAGAGCAGUAGCGGCCAAAAGGCGGACCCUGAUACCAGUGACAUUGCAUCUCAAAAGGGCCAAGAGGCCGAAGUCAAAGAGUGCAUUGAAAGGAUCGCGCGAGGCAAAGUGGAUGGUGAGAGCAAAACUACAGGAGACGACAAUGGUGGCCUUCAGGACGAUGAGCUCGUUAUGGGAUCUUCCGCGGAAGCUUCCGUACAAAAACCAUCGGCGCAACGUCAACGCAACAGAUCUCGGUCUAUCGGCAGUCAAACCAUCAUUCUUACAGACACUCUCAGCGCAAGCAGUCUCAAUGAGAAUGAGACCUUGCAAUUCGACUUGGAAGACUUGUCGGACUCGUCAUGCACGUCGGAAAUACCUCUGCUCUCGAACCCUUACCCUUCCCCUCACAUCAGGGCCCGCCUAACUAUUAAGCCAAGUUACCCCACCGUGCUUUCGUCGCUGUUGAUCCAAUUGCACGCUCCACAUACUGCACCCGCCAUUGUCUUAACCAGCAAGAUCGAAGUCUACGCCUCCUUUGCGAUGAGCUAUCGGGGUUGA